CACCAUGGACAGCGGUCCCCUGCAGGGCCUGGACGCGGUCGAGUUCCUGCGCCUCUGGCAACGCUUCGACGCCGACGACAAUGGUUACAUAGAGGGGAAGGAGCUUGAUAACUUUUUUCAUCACCUGCUAAAGACGUUGGGCAGUGAAAGCACCAUAACAGAAGAAAAAGUUCAGCGGGUGAAAAAACGCUUUAUGUCCACGUACGAUGUAACUGCAGAUGGACGCUUACAGAUACGAGAGCUUGCAAAUAUGAUCUUGUCGGAGGAUGAGAACUUUCUCCUGCUUUUCCGAAGAGAAACACCUUUGGACAACAGUGUGGAGUUUAUGCGGAUAUGGCGGCAAUACGAUGCUGAUAGCAGUGGUUUCAUUUCAGCCAGUGAACUCAAAAACUUUCUGCAAGGUCUUUUUCAGCAACAUGGAAAAACAAUUUCUAAGGCAAAGCUGCAGGAAUAUACUGACACCAUGAUGAAGCUCUUUGACAAAAAUAAAGAUGGGCGACUGGAUCUGAAUGACCUAGCAAGGAUUCUGGCUCUUCAGGAAAAUUUUCUCCUUCAGUUUAAACUAGAUGCUUGUAGUUCAGAAGAAAGAAAGAGAGAUUUUGAGAAAAUCUUUGCACACUAUGAUGUUAGCAAGACAGGAGCACUUGAAGGCCCAGAAGUGGAUGGGUUUGUAAAAGAUAUGAUGGAACUUGUCAAGCCCAGCAUUAGCGGCACAGACCUGGACAAGUUCCGCCAGAUCCUGCUACACCAUUGUGAUGUGAAUAAGGAUGGCAAAAUUCAAAAAUCUGAACUUGCCUUGUGUCUGGGAAUUAAAAUUACCCCAUAGGCCUGAAUGUGCUUCUCCGAUGGUUUGCCAAUUCUUGUCUUUUGUGAGAGCCUGCUGGUACUGGUAGAACAUUUGCAGUGCUGUGUUGAUAAUGUUUGUUACGCUGAACCUAGCAGAUAGGGGCAACUCACUGUGGAUAUAAAUAUUCAUGUACAAGGUUGCAGCCAAACAGAAUCCAUGUUAUGAUGAGCAGUAACUAGUUCCAUGCUGUUCCAAAGGAGAAGUUACCUAUGGGAUUUCUAAGUGGUUUCUCAGAAGGGCAUGGGGUCACCGUACCUGGACUGCUGCUACAUAACAUGACAUCGGAUUAUGUUCCUUUGCCCAGGCUACAUCCCUAAAACUACUGCCCCUGUAUUCCUUCUUAGUGCUCCAUGUUUGUGACAAUUGUGUGAUGUAUGAAACUGACUGUACUUCUUUUUUUAAGGCAUACGAGCAUUAUAGUACUGGAGGCAGCUGAGUGUAUUUGCAUAAGAAUAAAAGCAACAGUUUAGAAAA
Molecule: messenger RNA, 1321 nt
Organism: Elgaria multicarinata webbii
Lineage: Eukaryota; Metazoa; Chordata; Lepidosauria; Squamata; Anguidae
Gene: SCGN
Product: secretagogin, EF-hand calcium binding protein
Exons: 11
Coding region: 5-826 (273 amino acids)
Biological process (GO): regulation of presynaptic cytosolic calcium ion concentration; regulation of long-term synaptic potentiation
Cellular component (GO): cytosol; synapse; nucleus
Molecular function (GO): calcium ion binding
Source: RefSeq, a predicted model, not a curated record